UAACAAGGCUGUGUUCAGCAGAAAUGGAUACAGGAGGAACAGCAUAGUUCAAAGACUAAGGGAGGCAUCUUCUCUCUUUUCCUGGGAUUUAAACGCGAUUUAGGAGGGCAGAUGCCCUACCUGAAAAGGCCAGACCUUAAAGACCCAGGCAGUGUCGUGGUCCAAGGCGUCUCAAAAGAGGUGGCCAGAUCUGCGUUUCUCAUCAGCGGACUCGCUCCGGCUUUGGCUAUUACGGAAUUGAUGCGCGUACACGUGGUGGGUCAUUAUGCUGCUGCACCUGUGUAGUGUGAAGAAUCUGUACCAGAACAGGUUUUUAGGCCUGGCCGCCAUGGCAUCUCCAUCUAGAAACUCCCAGAAUCGACGCCGGUGCAAGGAGCCACUCCGUCACAGCUACAACCCCGGCCAGUUCCACAGUAUGGCCAUUAGGAAUGGCCCCCAUGGCACCGUCACCAUCCCCCGCUCCACCAGUGACACCGACCUGGUCACCUCGGACAGCCGCUCCACACUCAUGGUCAGCAGCUCCUACUACUCCAUAGGGCACUCACAGGACCUGGUGAUCCACUGGGACAUCAAGGAGGAAGUGGAUGCUGGAGACUGGAUUGGCAUGUAUCUCAUUGAUGAGGUCUUGUCAGAAAACUUUUUGGACUAUAAGAACCGUGGAGUCAAUGGUUCUCAUCGGGGCCAGAUCAUCUGGAAGAUUGAUGCUAGCUCUUACUUUGUGGAACCUGAAACUAAGAUCUGCUUCAAAUACUACCAUGGUGUGAGUGGAGCCCUGCGAGCCACCACCCCCAGUGUCACAGUCAAAAACUCCGCAGCUCCUAUUUUUAAAAGCAUUGGCUCUGAUGAGACUGUCCAAGGGCAAGGAAGUCGGAGGCUGAUCAGCUUUUCUCUCUCAGAUUUCCAGGCCAUGGGGUUGAAGAAAGGGAUGUUUUUCAACCCAGAUCCUUACCUGAAGAUUUCCAUUCAGCCUGGAAAACACAGCAUCUUCCCUGCCCUCCCACACCACGGACAGGAGAGGAGAUCCAAGAUCAUAGGCAAUACCGUGAACCCCAUCUGGCAGGCCGAGCAAUUCAGCUUUGUGUCCUUGCCCACUGAUGUACUGGAAAUUGAGGUGAAGGACAAGUUUGCUAAGAGCCGCCCCAUCAUCAAGCGCUUCUUGGGAAAGCUGUCGAUGCCCGUUCAAAGACUCCUGGAAAGACACGCCAUAGGGGAUAGGGUGGUCAGCUAUACACUUGGCCGCAGGCUUCCAACAGAUCAUGUGAGUGGACAGCUGCAAUUCCGAUUUGAGAUCACGUCCUCCAUCCACCCAGAUGACGAGGAGAUUUCCCUGAGCGCCGAUCCUGAGUCCGCGGAAAUUCGGGACAGCCCCAUGAACAGCCUGGUGGCCAGCAGCCGCGGGGAGCCUCCGGGCGAGGCACUGGAGCCCUCCGGGAGCUCGAAGCCCGAGCCGCCGAGCCAGGGCAGUGCCGGGGACGCUGCCGGGAGCGAGAGCCUGGAGCUUGCCGAGCCGGUUGAGGAAGCGGCAGGUACCACCGAGGCAGGAGACGACGGAGCGGGCUCUGUGGGACCUGACGGGGCUGGGGAGCUUCUGGGCCCGGGGCGCGAGGACGCCGAGCCCGCCCUGAGUGCGGAAGAAGUGGCCGAGCGGCUGGAGCUGGGUGGGGAGGCGCCCCCAGCGGGGCUGCCGGAGGACGGCGAAGCCCCGGGCGGCGCCGGGGAGCCGGAGGCGGAGGAAGCGGCCACAGAGAGCCGGGCGGGGGGAGAGGAGAAGGAGCAGGCGGAGGAGGAGGAGGGCGACGUGUCUGCCCUGGGGCAGGGGGAGGACAGGCUGCAGCUGCGGGCCUCGGUGAAGAGGAAAAGCCGGCCAUGCUCCUUGCCGGUGUCCGAGCUGGAGACGGUGAUUGCGUCGGCUUGCGGAGACCCCGAGACCCCGCGGACACACUACAUCCGUAUCCACACCCUGCUGCACAGCCUGCCGUCCGCGCAGGGCGGCCCGAGCGACGAAGGCCCGGAGGAGGAGGCCACCCUCCAGGAUGCCUCGGAGAAGGACGGCCUUAGCGAGGCGGACACGCUAGCUGGCGCGCCACCUCCCCUCGGAGAGGAGGGGGAGGAACCCGAGGGGGCGACUCCAGGCACGGCGACCCCCGGCCACUCGGGCUUGACCAACGGCCUCGUCCCCGACGGCGACAUGCUCCCCAGCACGGGUAGUGAGAGCGACUCGAGCCCCCGGCAGGGCGGGGACCACAGCUGCGAGGGCUGCGACACGUCGUGCUGCAGCCCCUCCUGCUACAGCUCCUCGUGCUACAGCACGUCGUGCUACAGCAGCUCCUGCUACAGCCCCUCCUGCUACAACGGCAACAGGUUCGCCAGCCACACCCGCUUCUCCUCGGUGGACAGCGCCAAGGUCUCCGAGAGCACUGUCUUCUCGUCGCAAGACGACGACGACGACGAGAACAGUGCGUUCGAGUCCGUGCCGGACUCGGUGCAGAGCCCGGAGCUGGACCCGGAGUCGGCCAACGGUGCCGGGCCGUGGCACGACGAGCUGGCCACCCCCGCCGGGAGCGUGGCAAGAACCGUGGAAGGUCUGGAGUCCCCCGUGGCAGGGCCAAGCAAUCGGAGAGAAGGUGAAUGUCCUAUACUCCAUAAUUCCCAGCCAGUAAGCCAGCUUCCUUCCUUGAGACCUGAACAUCAUCACUACCCAACAAUCGAUGAGCCUCUUCCACCAAACUGGGAAGCUCGCAUUGACAGCCACGGGCGAGUCUUUUACGUGGACCAUGUGAACCGCACAACCACCUGGCAGUGUCCGACAUCAGCAGCUACCCCUGACGGGAUGCGGAGGUCGGGGUCCGUCCAGCAGAUGGAGCAACUCAACAGGCGGUAUCAAAAUAUUCAGCGAACCAUUGCAACAGAGAGGCCCGAAGAAGAUUCCGGCAGCCAAAGUGGUGAGCAGAUCCCGGCAGGAGGAAGCGGAGGAGGUGGUGGGAGCGACUCAGAGGCCGAAUCUUCUCAGUCGAGCUUAGAUCUGAGGAGAGAAGGGUCACUUUCUCCCGUGAAUUCACAAAAAAUCACCUUGUUGCUGCAGUCCCCAGCGGUGAAGUUCAUCACCAACCCGGAGUUCUUCACUGUACUACACGCCAAUUACGGUGCCUACCGAGUCUUCACCAGUAGCACCUGCUUAAAGCACAUGAUUCUGAAAGUCCGGCGGGACGCCCGCAAUUUCGAGCGCUACCAGCACAACCGCGACUUGGUGAAUUUCAUCAACAUGUUUGCAGACACGAGGCUGGAAUUGCCCCGGGGCUGGGAGAUCAAAACGGACCAGCAGGGAAAGUCUUUUUUCGUGGACCACAACAGUCGAGCUACCACUUUCAUUGACCCCCGAAUCCCUCUUCAGAACGGUCGUCUUCCCAAUCACCUGACACAUCGACAACACCUCCAGAGGCUCCGGAGCUACAGUGCUGGAGAGGCUUCAGAAGUCUCUAGAAACAGAGGAGCCUCUUUACUGGCCAGGCCAGGACACAGCCUAGUAGCUGCUAUUCGAAGCCAACAUCAACAUGAGUCAUUGCCGCUAGCAUAUAAUGACAAGAUUGUGGCAUUUCUUCGCCAACCAAACAUUUUUGAAAUGCUGCAAGAGCGUCAGCCAAGCCUGGCGAGAAACCACGCACUCAGGGAGAAAAUCCAUUACAUUCGGACUGAGGGUAAUCAUGGGCUUGAAAAGUUGUCCUGUGAUGCAGAUCUAGUCAUUUUGCUGAGUCUCUUUGAAGAAGAGAUUAUGUCCUACGUCCCACUGCAGGCUGCCUUCCACCCUGGGUACAGCUUCUCUCCCCGCUGUUCACCCUGUUCCUCACCUCAGAACUCCCCAGGCUUACAGAGAGCCAGUGCAAGAGCCCCUUCACCCUACCGGAGAGACUUUGAGGCCAAGCUCCGCAAUUUCUACCGAAAACUGGAAGCCAAAGGAUUUGGUCAGGGUCCAGGGAAAAUUAAGCUCAUCAUUCGUCGGGACCAUCUGUUGGAGGGAACCUUCAAUCAGGUGAUGGCCUAUUCCCGGAAGGAGCUUCAGCGAAACAAGCUGUACAUCACCUUUGUUGGAGAGGAGGGCCUGGACUACAGUGGUCCUUCGAGAGAGUUCUUCUUCCUUUUGUCUCAGGAGCUAUUCAACCCUUACUACGGACUCUUUGAGUACUCUGCAAAUGAUACCUACACAGUGCAGAUCAGCCCCAUGUCAGCAUUUGUGGAAAACCAUCUUGAAUGGUUCAGGUUUAGUGGUCGUAUCCUAGGCCUGGCUUUGAUCCAUCAGUACCUUCUUGACGCCUUCUUCACAAGGCCCUUCUAUAAGGCACUCCUGAGACUGCCCUGUGAUUUGAGCGACUUGGAAUAUUUGGAUGAGGAAUUCCACCAGAGUUUGCAAUGGAUGAAGGACAACAAUAUCACGGAUAUCCUAGACCUCACUUUCACUGUUAACGAAGAAGUUUUUGGACAGGUAACAGAAAGGGAAUUAAAAUCUGGAGGAGCCAACACCCAGGUGACUGAGAAGAACAAGAAGGAAUACAUCGAGAGGAUGGUGAAGUGGCGGGUGGAACGCGGUGUGGUACAGCAGACUGAGGCCCUGGUGAGGGGCUUCUAUGAGGUCGUAGACUCGAGGCUUGUCUCCGUGUUCGACGCCAGGGAGCUGGAGCUGGUGAUAGCUGGCACGGCGGAAAUCGACCUCAACGACUGGCGGAAUAACACGGAGUAUCGGGGAGGUUAUCACGACGGGCAUCUUGUGAUCCGCUGGUUCUGGGCCGCCGUGGAGCGCUUCAAUAAUGAGCAGAGACUGAGAUUACUUCAGUUCGUCACGGGAACAUCAAGCGUGCCCUAUGAAGGUUUUGCAGCCCUCCGAGGAAGCAAUGGGCUCCGGCGUUUCUGCAUAGAGAAGUGGGGGAAGAUUACGUCUCUCCCCAGGGCACACACAUGCUUCAACCGAUUGGAUCUGCCACCUUAUCCCUCAUACUCCAUGUUGUAUGAAAAGCUGCUAACAGCAGUGGAAGAAACCAGCACCUUUGGACUUGAAUGA
Molecule: messenger RNA, 5050 nt
Organism: Callorhinus ursinus (northern fur seal)
Lineage: Eukaryota; Metazoa; Chordata; Mammalia; Carnivora; Otariidae
Gene: HECW1
Product: HECT, C2 and WW domain containing E3 ubiquitin protein ligase 1
Biological process (GO): protein ubiquitination; ubiquitin-dependent protein catabolic process; regulation of dendrite morphogenesis
Cellular component (GO): cytoplasm
Molecular function (GO): ubiquitin protein ligase activity; protein binding
Source: RefSeq, a predicted model, not a curated record